Molecule: messenger RNA, 860 nt
Organism: Pisolithus orientalis
Lineage: Eukaryota; Fungi; Basidiomycota; Agaricomycetes; Boletales; Pisolithaceae
Product: nucleophile aminohydrolase
Exons: 5
Coding region: 63-830 (255 amino acids)
Biological process (GO): ubiquitin-dependent protein catabolic process
Cellular component (GO): proteasome core complex, alpha-subunit complex; proteasome core complex
Source: RefSeq, a predicted model, not a curated record
UCGACUUAGCACCGUAAUCACGUCUUGUACUAUCAGUAGUUCUUCACGCGAACCUUUCGACGAUGGCCAGCGCAGAGGGCGGCGCAUAUAGUUAUUCCCUUACCGUCUUCUCACCGAGCGGGAAGUUGGUGCAGAUCGAACAUGCCCUGGCUACUGUGUCGCAGGGUACCACAAGCCUUGGAAUCAAAGCAUCCAACGGGAUUGUUAUUGCCACGGAGAAGAAAUCUUCGUCCAUACUUAUAGACGAUUCCAUGAUCGAGAAGGUGGCGGUGGUAUGCCCGAACAUUGGAAUCGUAUACUCUGGCAUGGGUCCCGAUUUUCGUGUAUUAAUUGCUCGUGCACGAAAAAGCGCUCAGGCAUAUUGGAAGGUGUAUGGUGAAUAUCCGCCCACGAAAGUUUUGACGCAGGAAAUAGCCACGGUUAUGCAGCAAGCCACGCAGUCUGGUGGCGUGCGUCCAUUCGGCGUGUCAUUACUUGUCGCGGGAUGGGACAUCCAUCGCGGUCCUAGUCUAUACCAAGUUGAUCCAUCAGGAUCUUUCUGGGCGUGGAAGGCAAGUGCCAUAGGUAAAAAUAUGGUAAAUGCGAAGACGUUCUUGGAAAAGCGAUACAAUGAUGAUAUCAGCUUGGAGGAUGCAAUCCACACCGCCCUCCUCACGUUGAAGGAAGGUUUUGAAGGGCAGAUGACCGAGAAGACGAUAGAGAUUGGCGUAGUCACGGUUCCCACCGUGGAAGAACUCCAGGCGGAAACACAUGGUGGAGGGACUGGGCGGCCAAGACCUACUUUCCGUAAGUUGAGUGAAGAGGAAGUCAAAGAUUAUUUGGCGCUGUGAAUAUGAUAUGUAUUUUUACGUGCGUCGUGU